Molecule: messenger RNA, 1292 nt
Organism: Acanthopagrus latus (yellowfin seabream)
Lineage: Eukaryota; Metazoa; Chordata; Actinopteri; Spariformes; Sparidae
Product: coiled-coil domain-containing protein 152-like
Exons: 8
Coding region: 228-1025 (265 amino acids)
Source: RefSeq, a predicted model, not a curated record
AUUUUAAGUAGUGUGUAAAAUCAUAUUUCAGCAGCUGAGAGUACACUCACAUGACAUUUCUCUGAGCAUGCUGUUUAACCAGCUCGUGCAAGGUGGUUAAGCUAGCUUUAACAACUGCGUAGCUCGUUUAUAACUGGCUUUAAAUUUGGUUUUAACCCAAAAGUUUUAACUGAAGCGGGAGUAUUAGUCAUCUUUUACAUUCGGAUGGUCUUCCUUGAACUGGCACAAUGAUAAAGCCAAACUGUGUGAACCUGGAAACCUUCAUGGAGAGGUUCACUCGACUGGAACAGAUGAUCACAGAGGUUCAUGGCAAGAACAACAUGUUGGAUGUCGCGCUGGAGGAUGCCAAUAGAGUCCUGAAAUUCUAUGUGACCAAGGAGAAGUUUCUGAUUGAAGAGAAGACCAGCCUUCUUGAUACUGUGAACAGUCUACAGCAGACUCUGCAGGAGCAGUGCAACCUGAGAGUGGAGAAUGAGAAACUGAAGAAAGACAUGGCCGACCUGAAACAGCAGUGUGAGAGAGCGGCAGAGGACAGAGAGGCUGAGGUUCAGCAGCUGGUCAGUGAAAUGAGAGCGGAAGGAGAGCGACACAAGAGGGAGCUAGAGACUGUGAGGCAGCAGUGCAGGAGGGAGGUGGAGGAGGCCCAAAGACAGGCUGUCAAUCAGUUGAAGGCUAAAGAAGCUGAAGCAAAGAAGCUGCUGGAGAAAAAGAAUGCGGAUGUGGAGGAGAUGAAGAAGAGGCUGAAAGAGCAGGAGAGGGAGAGGCAGAGCGAGCUCCUCAAGUUACAGAUGGAGUUUGGUGCAAAGUUAGCCAGAGUUCAGAGCACAGCUCAGCAGAGCCAACAGCAGCAGCAGCAACACGGCUCCAACCUUCUUCCACAGAGUGUCUUCAAGAGGAAGCUGCAGUUCUUCCAGGAGGAGAAGAACAAGGAGAUUGGGGCUCUGCGUCAGAGAAUCGAAGAGCUGGAAGAGACCCAGCGGGCCUGCAGCCUCAGCGACGGCCGUCUGAAGAAGAGAAAGAUAUAAUUUGUUUAGAGGCUAACGAGCUGUUGAUCUGUCAGCUCUGCGGGUGCACAGGAGGGGCAGAAGUGACGGAAAUGUUUUUAAACUUCCAGAUUUGUCUUUUAGCCUGAUUUAAAAGCAUUUCUUUUAACUAUGCUUCUGUGUUGUGCACCGUCAUACUUAGUUAGGUCUGCAGUUUCACCACCCAGCGUGCGGGUGACCAUUGUGCAGAGAACACAUUUAAACAUAGGCUGUGUUCCUGUCUAAGGCUUUAAUCUAAUCAGACGCCUG